Molecule: messenger RNA, 16498 nt
Organism: Coregonus sp. 'balchen'
Lineage: Eukaryota; Metazoa; Chordata; Actinopteri; Salmoniformes; Salmonidae
Source: the annotation of a GenBank genome assembly
CCUCUCGCCACCGCCCCCCUUCACUGCACAGGCGCAUUAACUUUCACAAGGCCGCCAUUUUGUGCGGAGCCUACUCUGCAAAAGCGGGAGAGGAUUAAAACUGACGGAGGAGAAGGGCGCAAUUCUCAGCCAUCUCGGUCUGAUUGAGGAACAUACUCUGGGCUUUCUGUCGAAUUCAGCGAGGAAUUAAACGACGAAGAGCAGGUAAAGUAACAGUACUUUCCAGAAAAGGGGGCAGUUUUGCAGGAGCUUUAAUCGGCCUCUAGGUGUCACGAUGGGGCUCCGGGUCCAGGCGGCAGACGGGGGGUGUUUGUCUCCCUCUAUCGUUAUCGAAAAUUUAGCAAAAAAAACAUUUAUAACCCAGAAGUUCAACGAAAUGUCGCAAUAACGAGUAUUUUUAGAGCUAUAAUAGUUUGCACUUAGGCAAGGAUCGAUCAUUAAAUACUUCAACGUGUUGGUUUAGUGUUUAGGCCAGGCGUCCAUUUUAUUUUUCUUCUUUGUGUCCUGUCUUUUUACCCUGUGUCAAGAUAGAAACUCGCGGCUGCGUAUGAAGUCAGCGCGCGCCAGAUUGUAGCUCAGAACACGGAAUUUACUAAAUCGCACAUGCAUAAUCUAACUAGUUAGCUAUGUAACCAUAGAUUGUUAGACACCUAUCUACAUAACUUUGGUUUCCACGCCACUAACUAGUUUUGUUAGCUAGUAAAGCCAUCAAUCGAAAUUAGCUAUAAUUUACAAAAACUGUUUACUAUCAAUAUUGCCCCACCCUGUUAACGGCCUUGGCAAAAGCUAACGUUAGUAAACCACUUCCAUUAAUCAAACUAACUUUCUAAUGAUCUAGUUAGCUGUUAGUUUUAAAAUGACCACAUUAACUAUUACUUCUUGCGUUAGCUAACUAGCAUUUUAUAACGGUAAGGUCCUAGAUGCAAAGACUAUUCACAAUUUAGCAGACGCUAUUUAGCUAACGUUAGCAAUAUACAAGUUAGCUGGCUUGGCUUGUUGCGCAGACCGAAUUCAAACAAGGAAGAUGCAUAACAUUAAUGACCCCGAUAGUCAUUUUCACGAGCGUUUCCACUAGUACGACGUCUCCCUCCGGCCUCAAAUUAAUGCGACUGUUAUCUAAAAAAGAAUCAUCUAAAUGCCUCUGCUGCCAGCUCACUGCAGUUCGUCUUCCAUCCAGUGUCCGCUGUCUGAUUCAAAGUCUACAUUGAGCGACAACGGCACUAACGUUAACUAGCUAGAAUGGAUAAAAACAGGGUAGAGCUCCCUCUACAACCCGGCUGGUAGCGGUACAAAAACAUGACUGCCUAUAUGACUUCAUUUCUAAUAUCAAAACGCUGUCCAUGUUCACUGUGAAUGAAUGUCACAUCAUACUUGUAGGUUGUUUUUGAUAAUACCAGGUCAGCCACAUUUGCUAGACUGGCUUAACUAGUUAUGAAUGUGUCUCUGUGCAUUCAAUACAUGCAGUAGGUUUAUGUAGAUGUUAAACUUGUUUGUCUUCCCCACAGGUUGAGUGUCAGGUAACAGUCAGGAGAGUUGAGUCAGAAAUUGAGGAAGCCAAGCAGAUCUAGAAAGAUGGAAGUAUUCCUUUCUAGUGCAGGUAACAAUUUAGGAAGCUAAGGAAGUUGCAUCAUGUUUGAGAUCUUGCCUGAACUGAACACAGUAUGCCAUUUUCAGUCUGUUAGCCCUAGCUAGAUUGGUCAUAUGUCCUGGUACACUUUCAACAUUUAUUAAUAAAUGGUUAUGCGUUAAGAUUACAUUUUUAGAUUGUGUGCUGAUUGGUUUUGGGAUGAUUCUCUCAGGUAUUACCGAUGGACGGAGGACCAACUGACGUUGUGGUUGUGGCCAAGGACUGCAUCACCUAUGAGGGGGAUGAGGUGGUGGCAGACCUGCUCCAGCAAGCAGCAGAGGGGGUAAUGGACCAGCAGCCAGAGGGAGUGGCUGGUCUGGAUCCCCAGCAGCUGGUGGAGGAAGUCAAUGUGGAGAUGAUGGUAAUGGACUCCCUGGACCCGGCCUUGCUGCAGAUGAAGACUGAGGUGAUAGACGCCCCUGUGGCUACAGCCCACGAGGGCACGGUCACCACGGUGGAUGAGACCCAGAUCAUCACUCUGCAGGUUGUCAACAUGGAUGAGCAGCAGCUGGGAGGCCUCGGGGAGCUACAGCUGGUCCAGGUCCCUGUCUCUGCUGUCCCUGUCACCCAGGCCACUGUAGAGGCACUACAGGGCACCUUCGUAGACACCACGGCCAUGCCCAAAGAUGGAAAUCCUGUGAUCUGCCACACCCUGCCCCUGCCAGAGGGCUUCCAGGUAAGAGAGACUGCACUUCAUGGCUACAUAUUACAUCAUUCAGAACUAAUGGGAGCAUCUUUCCCCAUGGGUGUACAACAGCAUUUUGUACCACUGGUGCAUAUCUAAAUGUACUAGUUGUAGAGAAACUAAAAACACUACUGCUUCUUCAGGUGGUGAAGGUUGGUGCGAAUGGUGAGGUGGAAACAGUGGAGCAAGAUGAGCACCAGGAGGAGCAGCAGGUCCAGCCUGAGGAGGAGGAGCUGCACUGUGAGCACCAGCCUGAAGAUCCACAAUGGGCCAAGGACCCUGACUACCAGCCCCCAGCCAGGAAGACCACCAAGAAGGCAAAAAAGAGCAAGCUGCGCUACAACACAGAGGGGGACAAAGACAACAUGGACGUGUCCGUGUACGACUUUGAAGAGGAGCAGCAGGAAGGGAUGCUCUCCGAGGUCAACGCAGAGAAGGUGGUGGGCAACAUGAAACCCCCCAAACCCACCAAAAUUAAGAAGAAGGGUGAGAUUACCCCUUCUUUCUGUGUCCUUUGUUGAUGGUGAAUGUUGUAACUCAAGUUGUGGUGUUGAAUGCCUCUGCAAGUGCUGACUCAAGGCCUUUGUGUGCUCCAGGUGUGAAGAAAACAUUCCAGUGUGAGCUGUGUAGCUACACCUGUCCCCGCCGCUCCAACCUAGAUCGACACAUGAAGAGCCACACAGAUGAGAGGCCCCACAAGUGCCAUCUGUGUGGAAGGGCCUUCAGGACCGUUACCCUGCUGAGGAACCACCUCAACACACACACAGGUAUGGUGUCAUCAUAGUCACAUUGACAGACAAUCCUAUGUUAUGAGUCCUGUCCAUGUUACCAUGUUAGAUACCAUUAUAACUGUUUCUGUUUACAGGUACCAGACCACACAAGUGUCAAGAUUGUGACAUGGCCUUUGUGACCAGUGGAGAGCUGGUCCGUCAUCGUCGCUAUAAGCACACUCAUGAGAAACCCUUCAAGUGCUCCAUGUGUGACUAUGCCAGUGUGGAGGUGAGCAAGCUAAAGCGGCACAUCCGUUCCCACACUGGGGAGCGUCCGUUCCAGUGCAGUCUGUGCAGCUACGCCAGCAGAGACACCUACAAGCUGAAGAGACACAUGAGGACACACUCAGGUGACUGACCUGAUUGACACACUUGUGUAAACACAAUUAGUGACUGACCUGAUUGUUCAACUUGUGCACUCAUGUUUUCCUGCUUUGUUUUCCAGGAGAGAAGCCGUACGAGUGCUAUAUUUGCCAUGCCCGUUUCACCCAGAGUGGAACCAUGAAGAUGCACAUCCUGCAGAAGCACACAGAGAAUGUGGCCAAGUUCCACUGCCCCCACUGUGACACCGUUAUCGCCCGAAAGAGUGACCUGGGUUAGAUACAUUUACGUCAUUUAGCAGAUGCUCUUAUCCAGAGCGACUUACAUUUUUAUUUUUUCAUACUGGUCCCCCGUGGGAAUCGAACCCACAACCCUGGCGUUGCAAACCAACUGAGCUACAUCCCUACCCUGGACGACGCUGGGCCAAUUGUGCGCCGCCCCAUGGGUCUCCCGGUCGCGGCCGGCUACGACAGAGCCUGGAUUCGAACCAGGAUCUCUAGUGGCACAGCUAGCACUGUGAUUCAAUGCCUUAGACCACUGCGCCACUCGGGAGAGUGACUAGAUACCUAGUCGUUGACUUUUGGCCUGAUUAUCCCAGUAUGAUGACAGCAUACCGUAAACUUCAUUGUGACUAGGGCUGUUGCGGUGACCGUAUUACCCCCACACCGGCGGCCACAAGUCAUGAAGGCAGUCAAAUUCCACGUGACCGGUUAGUCACGGUAAUUAGGCUUCUCCAAGCUCUGAUGCUGCUGAUGGUCAUUAGUAGCCUACCAAACUUGCGAACUGCAUGGUACUCAGCACUCUAUUGUCCCUCUAAUCAUUCUGACAUCAAUGCGAAUGUGUUUGAAAAUCUAAUCAAACACUUCAUGAGAGCCCAUAAGCUCAUGUUGCGCAACAUUUCUAUAGGCUAUGCAAUUGCGUGAGAACAGAGUGAUGGGCUCUACUAAAAAGAGGAGGAUCCCAUCAGCUUUCUAUAGGCAUACUAUAUUUAUUUCUCAACUUUCCUAAUAUUAAGCACAUUGCUUAUAUUUACAACAUGAGUGUAGCCUAGCUGGCUGGCAUGAAAAUUAACUACGGGGAAAGCGUCCUCCAUUUGCUAUUUAAGUGCAUAGAUGACAUGUUUCGAUUUAGGUGCAUGAUAAUGGUCCAUUAUAAAUCAAAACAAAUUUCACACAUAUUAUUUAGUAUAUGUAAAGACUAUUAAAUCAAGAAUAGUCUGAUGGGUGACAAUAUUAGCCAAUCACUUGUGAAUUAUAUAUCAUCACUUGUGAAUGAUGCCCAGCAUAAGAAACAAUACCUUUUUUUUGUGACUUUUUCGAAUCAUAGUCGCACACCUCAUGUAGCAUAGCCCAUAGGCCUAUAUCUUUUGAUAAGGUUUGUAUCACAACUAAAGUGGCCAAAUAACUUCUUAAAAUUAAGCGCAUUAAUCCUCUUUACAAGGGGUGUAGAGCCUAACUGGCAUACAUAAGCAGCCCGUGAGUUUCAAGUUUGGGGAAGAUCAUUUUCACCAAAAAAAUGCACCUUUAUAAUAAAAGCAUUACAUGCAUAAUUGCAUUUGCGGUCACUUUUGAGAAUGGUGUUUUCCAGCUAAUAUAACAUUUGCGCUUAUAGCCUACUGCUAUGUGCGCAUUGCUGUGCUUAUAAUGUGAAGAAAUAGCCUAAUAGUUUAUCAACAUUUUAAACUAAACAUUCUGAUCUGUUGCGUCAGCCACAUUGCAUUUUUUUUUAUGCUGGUGGUUGUAUUAAUUUGGGAUCUAUCGUAUCCCACAACUGUCCCAGACUGUUUGGAAUAUUUAUUUCUCUAAUAGAAUAUGUCAACUUUUGUACUAUGGGGAUGGUAGAUUGACAUAGGCUAGUGCUUUUGCUGUUCGUUAGGCCUACUCAUCUUGUUUGCUGACCAAAAGUAAAUGUGGACAGUUCUUCCAAUAUCUACUUGCCGCAAAAGGCAUGGAUUUUUUUAGGGUGCAUUACGGCCACAAAGGGAACGCCGCCGUGAAAUUCGAGGCAUUAUCAAGUGCUUGUCAAAUUGUGAAUGAGAGACUAAUGAAGUGUGUACAGCCUGCGCAAAAAACAAAGCAGAGCUCAGCCUUUCAAGCGACUUUUUUCAAAUCAUCAUUAGUCGCAUCGUGUAGCCUUACACUGUAUUAAAAAUCAAAACAUAUAGCUCAACGUUUGUAGAACAACUAAAGUUACAUUAAUAACUCUAAAUUAAGCAUAUAGGACUACCUAUUUCUUUGUUAACUGCGCAACACAGAAUAGCCGCAUGUGCGCACUCCCUCAAAUCGUUUGGAGAAAAUAUUUAUAUUUUAUUCAGCUUUGUUCAAUUGUAUUCUUCAUACUAUAAAAUAAUGCCACAGAAUUCUAAGAAAAUCUUGUCUGCUAAAUGAACUAGUGUAGCCAACAGCCAUUUGGCAUAGCCAGAUCAGGACCUAACAUAAGGACAACUCAGAGUAUGCUAUUCUGUUCUUCUGAAAUAGACUACAUUUUCUUCAUAUCAUGCUUCUUUAGACCGGUCUAAAAUAAAUAAUGCAUUUAUUGUGAAGGUGUAGGCUAUAUUACAUUAAUUUAUUAUACUUUUUAAAAUGUAGAUGUUCCAAAGGUCUGUGUCAGUGGCUUGUAGGCUAUGUGUGGAAGCCAGGAGAUUCUAAAUGUGUUUAUGUUAAUUAACAGAAAAUUCCAGUGAGACCGACAGUUAUUUGCUUGACAAUCACCGGCUGAUGAAAGUUUGUGACCGCCACAGCCCUAAUUGUGACUGAACUUGUUUAUAUAGAUGACAUCUCUCUCAAUAAGCUGGUUUUACCCCUUCCUCCAGGCGUCCAUCUGCGUAAACAGCACUCGUUCAUUGAGCAGGGCAGGAAAUGUCGUUACUGUGAUGCUGUGUUCCACGAGCGCUACGCACUCAUCCAGCACCAGAAGUCCCACAAGAACGAGAAACGCUUCAAGUGUGACCAGUGUGAUUACUGCUGCAGACAGGUGAGGUCCUGCUGUCUCUAACCUGGGAUGAUAGAUAAUCUAGACAGGAGUAAAUGUUAGGGGUGUGAACGUUUAAACCAGGGGUCGGAACCAGUUCAGGGAACAGAACCAAAAAUGAUUACAUUUUUCUAGGAACAUAACCAUUAUUUUAAAAGCAUGGGAACCGGUUAAUAACCUUUUACGUUCCGGGCAUUUUUUCCAGUCUCACAAAAAAACUAAACAAAGCACCUAUGCAAAGCCCUCCUGUCAAUCAGAAACUUCUUCCAGUGUCUGCCUGCCAUCUGAAAAUCUUUGCUUGUGUGUGCGCGUGUAGGCUUCCUGCCUCUCCCCCCUACGACGCUGUAGCCUAGCCUCUGACGUAAAAAGCGUAAUUCAAAUGAUUGGGAGAGAUUUUUAAUUGGAGAAGAAAGGAUUAACUUUUUUAAUGCUAGUUAGUGAUAAUAUAGUUAUCACAUUUCACAUUGGAUUUAUUAACAACAAAAAGGUAAGACAUUUUUUAAAUUCUGCUGCCGCUCUGCAAACACAAGCUUGUUAGCUAGCUAGCUUCUCUGGUCCAACGUUAAGUCAACUCUGAAGUUCAGACAUGAAAUGUUCCUCCAUUGAAGCUGCUCCUCCUUAGGUAUAAUUCUGCGUGCCUAAUUCAGAUAAUGCAUGUCAUCACAAGAUGCCCAGCGCUUCAAGCCAAGCCCUCUUUCCCCAUCUGCAAAUUUUAGUUGCAUCUUGCGCCAUGUCUUUCCAUCACGCAUGUAAACAACUCACUGAACUAUAGCUUGCCCGCCACAUAGCAAGCAGCUCUAUCCGCACUGCAUGAUUGGUGAAGUAAUUUAAUGUCGAGCUAAAUGUACAAAUAUAUGAUUUCAGAGGUUUAAAAGGAACAGAAAUAAAUUAUAUAAACCAGUAAUUUUUUGUUAUUGUAACCAGUUCAGAACUUUAUUUUACAGGUCAGAACAGUGGAACGAAAUGAAAAAAAAGAAUGGUUCUGUUUAGAACAAAACGAUUGGAAAAUAAUUUUGGUUCCAACCCCUGGUUUAAACUUUAAAACUUUAAAAAAUGAAAUGUACAAUGGGGAAAAAAUGUAUUUAGUCAGCCACCAAUUGUGCAAGUUCUCCCACUUAAAAAGAUGAGAGGCCUGUAAUUUUCAUCAUAGGUACACGUCAAAUAUGACAGACAAAUUGAGGGGAAAAAAUCCAGAAAAUCACAUUGUAGGAUUUUUAAUGAAUUUAUUUGCAAAUUAUGGUGGAAAAUAAGUAUUUGGUCACCUACAAACAAGCAAGAUUUCUGGCUCUCACAGAACUGUAACUUCUUCUUUAAGAGGCUCCUCUGUCCUCCACUCGUUACCUGUAUUAAUGGCACCUGUUUGAACUUGUUAUCAGUAUAAAAGACACCUGUCCACAACCUCAAACAGUCACACUCCAAACUCCACUAUGGCCAAGACCAAAGAGCUGUCAAAGGACACCAGAAACAAAAUUGUAGACCUGCACCAGGCUGGGAAGACUGAAUCUGCAAUAGGUAAGCAGCUUGGUUUGAAGAAAUCAACUGUGGGAGCAAUUAUUAGGAAAUGGAAGACAUACAAGACCACUAAUAAUCUCCCUCGAUCUGGGGCUCCACGCAAGAUCUCACCCCGUGGGGUCAAAAUGAUCACAAGAACGGUGAGCAAAAAUCCCAGAACCACACGGGGGGACCUAGUGAAUGACCUGCAGAGAGCUGGGACCAAAGUAACAAAGCCUACCAUCAGUAACACACUACGCCGCCAGGGACUCAAAUCCUGCAGUGCCAGACGUGUCCCCCUGCUUAAGCCAGUACAUGUCCAGGCCCGUCUGAAGUUUGCUAAAGUGCAUUUGGAUGAUCCAGAAGAGGAUUGGGAGAAUGUCAUAUGGUCAGAUGAAACCAAAAUAUACCUUUUUGGUAAAAACUCAACUCGUCGUGUUUGGAGGACAAAGAAUGCUGAGUUGCAUCCAAAGAACAGCAUACCUACUGUGAAGCAUGGGGGUGGAAACAUCAUGCUUUGGGGCUGUUUUUCUGCAAAGGGACCAGGACGACUGAUCCGUGUAAAGGAAAGAAUGAAUGGGGCCAUGUAUCGUGAGAUUUUGAGUGAAAACCUCCUUCCAUCAGCAAGGGCAUUGAAGAUGAAACGUGGCUGGGUCUUUCAGCAUGACAAUGAUCCCAAACACACCGCCCGGGCAACGAAGGAGUGGCUUCGUAAGAAGCAUUUCAAGGUCCUGGAGUGGCCUAGCCAGUCUCCAGAUCUCAACCCCAUAGAAAAUCUUUGGAGGGAGUUGAAAGUCCGUGUUGCCCAGCGACAGCCCCAAAACAUCACUGCUCUAGAGGAGAUCUGCAUGGAGGAAUGGGCCAAAAUACCAGCAACAGUGUGUGAAAACCUUGUGAAGACUUACAGAAAACGUUUGACCUGUGUCAUUGCCAACAAAGGGUAUAUAACAAAGUAUUGAGAAACUUUUGUUAUUGACCAAAUACUUAUUUUCCACCAUAAUUUGCAAAUAAAUUCAUUAAAAAUCCUACAAUGUGAUUUUCUGGAGAAAAAAAAUUCUCAAUUUGUCUGUCAUAGUUGACGUGUACCUAUGAUGAAAAUUACAGGCCUCUCUCAUCUUUUUAAGUGGGAGAACUUGCACAAUUGGUGGCUGACUAAAUACUUUUUAUCCCCACUGUAAUUGUUAAUAUUAAUAAAACAACAUGUUUUUCCCCCCACAAAAUUAAUAUCACAGUGCCGUUAUCACAAAGCUACCACUAACAGGUCCCGAUCAUCAUAAAGGGGAAAACAUUUACAAAAGGCCUACCUAACGCAACAAUGCAUUAGUGGUUUGUUACAGAAUUGUAAUGCAUGUAGGGCCUCCCGAGUGGCGCAGCGGUCUAAGGCACUGCAUCGCAGUGUUGAGGCGUCACAACUGCCUGGGGUUCGGCACACAAUUGGCCCAGCGUCGUCCGAGUUAGGAGAGGGUUUGGCCGGGAGCUUUCCUUAGCUCAUCGCGCUCUAGAGAGUCCUUGUGGGGGGCCGGGCGCCUGCAAGCUGACUUUAGUCGUCAGUUGAAUGGUGUUUCCUCCGACACAAUGGUGCGGCUGGAUUCCGGGUUAAGCCAGCAAGUGUUAAGAAGCAGCGCGGCUUGGCGGGUCAUGUUUCGGGGGACGCAUGACCUUCGCAUCUCCCGAGUCCGUUGGGGAGUUGCAGCGAUGAGACAAGAUUGUAACUACCAAUUGGAUAUCACGAAAUUGGGGAGAAAAAGGGGGUCAAAUUACAAAAAAUGCAUGUUUCUAAUAAUUUGCUGUGGAUACAAAGCACUCUGCACUUCGUCGCUAACAGUUGGGGGAAAAAGCGCGGAUUACAGAAAUUAUUCCCCCUGACUGAAAUUGAAAAAGCAUGACCGUCCCCCAUUUUCCUUCAGGUAACAGUUGUGUAAAUUUCAACCGCUUACCUUCCUGCCGAUGACCUUGAUUGGAUAUUCACUGACAAAGGAGCACCAACUCCAUAGCCCAGCAUCCUACACUGCACAUUAACUAGGGAUGUGACAAAUGGAUGUUUUUUUAUGUUUAAACUGCCAUUUAAAUUUUAUUUAAUGUAAUACAAUUCCAUGUGAAAUCCUAUUGAGUGGUAUGACCGCUAGGGGGCAAUGAAGUUCUACCGCAAUCAUAAAGUUGGCUUAGGCAUCUGGAAUCUGUUUUGUGGCUGCCUGAAAAGGCAGGUGACAUUUUGUCCCGAAGACGACCGUUAAUUCAAAUUGACUCUAGUGUUCCUUCCAUUUGUUAUGUGCAUUAGCGAUUCUAGCCAAGUGAUCACAGUUCUUCUCCCUGCGUUGGCUUUUCCCUGCAUUAGGCCUACCUGUCUCUCACAAUAUACAACCCCCCCCCCCCCCUAAACCUAGGCAGGUUCUGGACUGAAAUAUGCAACAAAAACAUUGUUUUGAUGAAGGCAGAUGGUGUAUUCAUUAGUCUAGUGGCCUACUUUGUUUAAUGUUUAACAAAAGCCUGCCCACCGUUUAAGCUCACAAAUCAAACACGGGGCAAAAAACGUGCCAAAUAAGGGUAUCUAAUAGUAAAAAAUUGGAAGAAUUUUAACUUUCUAAUGCUGUUAAUAGGGCUUUGAUGAUAACAGUAUCGUGAUAAUUUUUCCAUGUCAAAAGUGAAAACACGAAGCAAACAUACUCUUUGGUCCUUUAAAAACCUGCUUUAUGUAACAUAGUUUGGAAAAUGGGCGAGUGUGUGAUCAAAAUACACCAUAUGAGUAGCCUGCGAAUGUACCUUUCAGGACCUUGUAAACUGUUGACAAUAGACAAAUAGACUGACUGCAUCACUUUUUGUUUUAAAAUAAAAAGCAUUCAUGUUUAAAAUUCAAAAUUGUUUGCACAGUCAACUGACACACAGCACUGACAGCUACAAAAUCUAUAGGAGAUACAUUUGUUUUUAUACUAGGCCUAAUAGGCUUUUCAUGGAGAGAAGCAGGCUUGCUGAAUGUAAAAUUAAAUGUCGGGGAAAGAUGCAGCGAGAGUGCAUCACUGGCCAGUGAUGAUAACAUUGUUGCACUGAUGUAUUAAAUGGUUGCACAGGACAGACAUUGAGCAGUGGAAAAAGAAAAUCCAAACGAAUUGACAUCCGUUAGAAAAAUGGAAAUCACUUGCAAACCACUUGAGCAAUGAGGCAAGCAAUGACAUGAUGUAAAAGAUGCGCAGGCUAAAAAGCGUUUGUUGUUGAAAAUCUACAUUUUAUUUAAAUAUUCGUUUCUAUAUAUUUUUUAUUUAUUAGACUACAUGUAGCCUACAUUUGAAGUAUUGUUUUCAGUUGUCACACUAACCAGGUUUUCAUCCAACCUUUUUAUGAGAGUAAAGUACAUUUCGCAGAUAACAAAUGUAAUGACAGGCCUGAUAAAAGUGGGGAAAAAUCGGUAAACUUUCCAAAUUUCGACAAAACAAAAUACGCUAGAGAAGGUGGGAUCUUUUUGUGUUGGUAAAAUGAAUUAUGCGAGAAAUGUCAGUGGAAACGCUUUUAUGCGCAAAUAUUGAUAUAACAACCAUCAAAUCGAAGUAAACAUGGAGUCACGCGAUGACAUGUUGUGUGGUCCACAUUACGACUCGUCAGGAAAGCAUGCAGUUUAUUAUUAGGCUACAAAUUUAAAUGUAAAGUUAUUAUGAACUUCACAGGGUGUUGAAAGUGCAAGGUGAUGAGCUUGAUGCUCCUUUCCAGUAAGUAUCGAGGGUUUUAUUCUGGUGACGUGAUCAUCGAUGCUUGGCUGCCGUUUGACAAAUACAAAUAAUCUCGCUCUUUUGUCCAUAAUAAUCUCAUGUAGGCUAUACGUGCGCUCUAGCCAACAGCGUGCAGAUACAGUACUGUAUUUGUGCACGUGACAAUACCAGAGCGGGCACACACCCUGAAGCACUGAAUGGUCUGUUUUACCACCUUAAUAAUAGGCGUGCAGUAGGGUAUACAAGGUGCAGUACGAUGCUUUGAUCAGUUGAUUGACCUUCGUAGGCUACUGUAGAACUAACUUUCCUCUAGUGUGGAUGCUCACCAACGGUUUAUAGUUAAAGUACCAGUAAAAAGUUUGGACACCUACUCAUUCAAGGGUUUUUCUUAAUUUUACUCUUUUCUACAUUGUAGAAUAAUAGUGAAGACAUCAAAACACUGAAAUAAUACAAAUGGAAUCAUGUAGUAACCAAAAAAGUAUUAAACAAAUCAAAAUAUAUUUUGGGAUUCUUCAAAGUAGCCACCCUUUGCCUUGACAGCUUUGCACACUCUUAUUCUACAAUGUAGAAAAGAGUAAAAAAAAUAAAGAAAAACCCUUGAAUGAGUAGGUGUGUCCAAACUUUUGACUGGUACUGUAUGUAUAAUUUAUAGUUAUCGUCCUUUGUGUGGAUGGCCCUUAACGCUUAAAUUGGCAAAUGCCGCCCUCUAGCGGAUAACAUGAAUAUGGUAUGAAUACAGCAGUGGUUCUCAACCAGGAAUUGAUAGCAACAUUGAUAGCUGAGUAAAAAGGGAUUUAAUAUUCCCUGCUAUUUUGGUUUUAAUGAGAAUUUUGGAGGGGUAAGCUUACAUUUUUUAGUUUUUUUUCACAUGCUCUGGGAGGGCCAGGUAAAUAUAUAUUUUCCUUAGGGGGAGGGCCAUCCAUUUUCAUUUAAAAGAGGUGUGAUUACCUCCAGGUGUCCCUCCAAUAUAAAUAACAGUCACUCCCUUAUGGAUACUGGCUCUAUGCUGAUUGUAUCUACCCUUUGAACAGUUUUGAGAUGGAGUUGGUAAAAUUCCCCUAAGUUUUCUGUCCUUAUGUAUUUCUUGCUGUCCUUGCAUUGACUAGGAGCGCCACAUGCUGAUGCACAGGCGCACGCACACAGGAGAGAAGCCUUACGCCUGUAGCCAAUGUGAGAAGACCUUCCGUCAGAAGCAGCUCCUGGACAUGCACUUUCGGCGCUACCAUGACCCCAACUUUGUGCCCACCGCCUUUGUGUGCACCAAGUGUGGCAAGGCCUUCACUCGCAGGGUAUGGACGCUUACUCAAACACAAAUUAAUUGAGUGGAAAAAUACACCCAUGUUUUGGGCAUAGCCCUUCAUUUUAUCCUUUGGGAAAAAAUAAAAAUAAUUAUCUCCUCAGAACACCAUGGCCAGACAUGCAGAGAACUGUAACGGGGAUCCUAGUGAAGGAGAAAACGGAUCCCCACCGAAGAGAGGACGAGGUGGGAGGAAGAGGAAGAUGCGCUCAAGGAAGGACGAUGAUGAUGACGACGACAGUGGUGAGAGACCCUUUCUUAUACCGAAACAUAUCUAAUUGUAGUGUCCUAUAAACUAUUGCUCUUAGGAUGUAAUGAGAUCAGUGUUAGACUCUUUUUAAAUCUUCCCACCUCCAGAGGACAAUGCUGAUCCUGAGCUGGAUGACAUUGAUGAAGAGGAUGAGGAGGCCGAGGCGGCACUGCUGGAGGAAGAGGAAGAGGAGGAGGAGAUGGAGUUAGAGCAGGCUCCACCCACCAAACCUAUUCCCGCCCCUGUAGAGCCACCUGUCAAGAGGAAACGCGGCAGACCCCCCAAGAACGCCCCCAAACCCUCCCCGCCCGCCAAAGCCAGCAAGGCUGCCCCCAAAGUCAAGGCUGCUGCAGGUGAGAUAAGUCUCCCUGAUCCUAUAUCAUGCAAUGUUUAAAUCAGGAAUGGCAACUUUUGAUGGGGGUAGGGGUCACAAAAAAUCUGAACUCAUCAUGAGGGGCCGCAGUGGCUCGCAGGUCUGCGUACCCACAUCCAUACCCACACAUGCAGUCAGAGCUGGCCCUAGCCUUUUGCGGGGGCCCGUAGUAAAACUUUGUUGCAAGCAAAAAAAAUAUGUCCGCUUUAGGUAAUUUCCUGCAAUUCUACUAAUUUUUAAUGUGAUCUGAGUGAGCGUGACUAACAAAAUCAAUCUGGGGCCCCCCGGUCGAUAAUUUGACCAUGUUUACUACAAGAUUACUACCAAUCUUAAACAUUUUAGCUGACAUGGGCUAAUUCAGUGACACAGUGACUGACAUCACAAGAGAGAAACUGCUGAUGCACGACAACAUUUUGAAAUUUCACCUUGUGUAUUCUACUGUUCUAACUCAACAUUAAGUUGAGACCCUGACUGAGUUCCUAAAAUUGUAUAUAUACACACACAGUGACUUCGGAAAGUAUUCAGACCCCUUGACUUUUUCCACAUUUGUUACGUUACAGCCUUACAGCCUUAUUCUAAAAUUGAUAAAAAUAAAAGAAAGUUUCCUCAUCAAUCAUCACACAAUAGCCCAUAAUGACAAAGCAAAAUUGAUUUUAGAAAUUUUUGCAAAUGUAUUAACAAUAAACUGAUAUCACAUUUACAUAAAUAUUCAGACCCUUUACUCAGUACUUUGUUGAAGCACCUUUGGCAGCGAUUACAGCAUCAAGUCUUCUUUGGUAUGACACUACAAGCUUGGCACACCUGUAUUUGGGGAGUUUCUUCCAUUCUUCUCUGCAGAUCCUCUCAAGCUCUGUCAGGUUGGAUGGGGAGCGUCGCUGCACAGCUAUUUUCAGUCCAGAGCUGUUUGAUCGGGUUCAAGUCUGGGCUGUGGCUGGGUCACUCGAGGACAUUCAGAGGCUUGUCCCGAAGCACAGUCUGAGGUCCUGAGCGCUGUGGGGCAGGUUUUCAUCAAGGAUCUUUCUGUACUUUGCUCCAUUAAUCUUUGUCUCGAUCCUGACUAGUCUCCCAGUCCCUGCCGCUGAAAAACAUCCCCACAGCAUGAUGCUGCCACCACCAUGCUUCACUGUAGGGAUGGUGCCACGUUUCCUCCAGACGGGACGCUUGGCAUUCAGGCCAAAGAGUUAAAUCUUGGUUUCAUCAGACCAGAGAAUCUUGUUACUCAUGGUCUGAGAGUCUUUAGGUGCCUUUUGGCAAACCCCAAGCAGCUGUCAUGUGCCUUUUACUGAGGAUUGGCUUCCGUCUGGCCACUCUACCGUAAAGGCCUGAUUGGUGGAGUGCUGCAGAGAUGGCUGUCCUUCUGGAAGGUUCUCCCAUCUCCACAGAGGAACUCUAGAGGCCACUGUGUUCUUGGGGACCUUCAAUGCUGCAGACAUUUUUUCGUACCUUCCCCAGAUCCGUGCCUCGACACAAUCCUGUCUCGGAGCUCUACAGACAAUUCCUUCGACCUCAUGGCUUGGUUUUUGCUCUGACAUGCACUGUCAACUGUGGGACCUUAUAUAGACAGGUGUGUGCCUUUCCAAAUCAUGUCCAAUCAAUUGAAUUGACCACAGGUGGACUCCAAUCAAGUUGUAGAAACAUCUCAAGGAUGAUCAAUGGAAACAGGAUGCACCUGAGCUCAAUUUCAAGUCUCAUAGAAAAGGGUCUGAAUACUUAUGUAAAUAAGGUAUUUGUGUGUUUUUAUAAAUUUGCAAACAUUUCUAAAACCUGUUUUCGCUUUAUCAUUAUGGGGUAUUGUGUGUAGAUUUCUGAGGAUUUGUAUUGAUUUAAUCCAUUUUAGAAUAAGGCUGUAAUGUAACAGUGGAAAAAUUCAAGGAGUCUGAACACUUUCCGGAAGGCACUGUAUAUAUGUGUGUGUGUGUGUGUGUGUGUGUGUGUGUGUGUGUGUGUGUGUGCUGAGUGUACAAAACAUUAAGGACACCUGCUCUUUCCAUGACAUAGACUGACUAGGUGAAUCCAGGUGAAAGCUAUGAUCCCUUAUUGAUGCCACUUGUUAAGUCCACUUCAAUCAGUGUAAAUGAAGGGGAGGAGAUGGGUUAAAGAAGGAUUUUUAAGCCUUGAAACAAUUGAGACAUGGAUUGUGUAUGUGUGCCAUUCAGAGGGUAAAUGGGCAAGACAAAAGAUUUAAGUGCCUUUGAACGGGGUAUGGUAGUAGGUGCCAGGCGCACCGGUUUGAGUGUGUCAAGAACUGCAACGCUGCUGGGUUUUUCACGCUCAGCAAUUUCCAGUGUGUAUCAAGAAUGGUCCACCACCCAAAGGACAUCCAGCCAACAUGACACAACUGUGGGAAGUAUUGGAGUCAUGAUGGGCCAUCAUCCCUGUGGAACAUUUUCGACACUUUGUAGAGUCCAUGCCAUGACAAAUUGAGGCUGUUCUGAGGGCAAAAGGGGGUGCAACAUAAUAUUAGGAAGGUGUUCCUAGUAUUAGUUAAGAGCGUUGUGCCAGUAACGGAAAGGUCGCUGGUUCUAAUCCCCGAGCCGACUAGGUGAAAAAUCUGUCGAUGUGCCCAUGAGCAAGGCACUUAAUCCUAAUUGCUCCUGUAAGUCGCUCUGGAUAAGAGCGUCUGCUAAAAUGACUAAAAAUGUAAAAUAUUAGUUUUUUACAUUUUGGGAAAAUUGAUCCGCGGGCCUACAAAAGGGGGGUAGGCCGCUAGUUGCACAUCCCUGGUCUAAAUCAAUGCCCAGUUUAUGCUUUAAUUACCAUUUAAUGUCUAGUUAUAAUGCCUGGUGUUAUCUCUGUCUCCUCAGCAGCAGCCAUCAUCCAGGUGGAGGAUGAGAAUACCGGCGCCAUAGAGAACAUCAUAGUGAAGAAGGAGCCAGAGGCUGAACAGGCUGCCCCAGAGGUGGUGGUGGAGCAGCCAGAGGAGGCAGGGGUGGAGACGGUGGAGCUGCCUGUAGCAGAUGCUGCCCCCAAUGGAGACCUCACCCCUGAGAUGAUCCUCAGUAUGAUGGACCGGUGA